GGCGAGGACAUCUGCUGCGGCAGAGCCCGGGGCCGCAGCAGCCUCUGCUCCUCUGCUCCUCUGCUCCUCUGCUCCUCUGCUCCUCUGCUCUGCCCCCCAUGGGGCUCUGAGCGCCCCGGCGCACCCAGGGCCGGCCCCCGGCCCCCAGUUCCAGGGCACCAUGGCUCAGGACAUGACCGAGAAGGAGCUGCUGAAGAUGGAGCUGGACCAGCUGAAGAAGGAGGUGAAGAACGAGAGGCAGAUGGUCUCCAAGACGGGCAAGGAGAUCAAGGAGUACAUCGAGUCCAUGGCGGGCGAGGACCCGCUGCUCAAGGGCGUGCCCGAGGACAAGAACCCCUUCAAGGAGAAGGGGGGCUGCACCAUCAGCUGAGCCCCCGACCGCGGGCAGGCCCCGCUGCCCCUCCAGCCAGGACCCAACCCAGCGCAGCGACAGGGCAGCGGGAGCAGAGAGAGAAGAACGGAAAAAAGCAUGAACACAGCAAAACAAAAAAAACGAAAAAAAAUCCCAACCAACCCCAAAGCCCCACCCCCGCCGCAGCUGAGCUUUGGUUUCCCACGAGCAAAAAAAGCAAAACUUCUGCAUUUUCAGCAGCCCGGGCUGCGGGGGGGUGGGGGGACAGCGAGCUGCGGCUCCCGGGAUCGCAGCUCUGCCCCGAAUCCCAAAGACCCCAGAGCUGCUUCCCGGGGGAUUCCAGCUGGCACGGAGGGGAUGCCACCAGAGCUCCGCCAGCUCUGGCUUCUCCUUCGGGAAAACCCCUGGAAAAUCAGCGUGGAGUCCCCCGGAGCCACCCCGAGCACGCAGGGCUGCGGGGCUGCUGCUCCCUUUCGGCUUUUCGGGAUAAACGGGAUCCCCUGCUUGACAGGAAAACCCCCGAGCUCCCGGGGGCAGUGCGGUGGGUUUGCUGUUUGGAGCCGUUUUGCUUUUUUUAAAAAUCCGUCCCCAGGAUUAUUUCCCAUUUCAUCUCGGGGAAAACUCUCCCAAAACUGCCCCAAGACCGUCGGCCCCAAACGAGAGGCAGCAAUAAUUUGAAUUUCGGAGUCCCUCGGGGCGCUCUCCCUCUCCCACUCCUCCUGUUCUCCCAGCCCGGUUAAAUCCCAAGGAAAUCCCUCCUGACACCCCAAAAACGGGAGGAGAAGACAGAAAAAGCGGAUUUUCCUCAAGCAGGGAGCCCCCCUGCAGCCAGCACCCCCUCCCUGCGCUGCCUGGCCCCAAAACCACCCCAAAGCACCCCAAAAUCCAGCUGGUUCUGUUCUUUCUCGCAGACGCUCAAUAAACCCGCCAGCACUGCCACGGCCUCUGGUUCUUGCAGGAAAUACUCUGCAAAUGUAGAAUUUAUGGGCUUUAUUUUCGCUCCAAAGUGGAUUUUAUUUGCCACAGCUGCAGACCUCGGUCCCAAGAGCUGACUGACAUUAUUCUUGUAAUGCUCCAAUACUUUUUUAUUUUUUGCCUUUAAAACACGGGUACACAGUGGGCUGAAUCUUGUUUUUCAGUGGAGUUUUUGGUGGUUCUGCUAGGGAAUUUUUUUGGCAAAUUCUCAUUUUUUUGGAUGGAAUUGGUGGGGGUUUUUUUGUGGGGGGUGAUGGAACUGGAUGUGAGAUGCUCCAUAAUUAAUUCGGGGCGCACCUAAAGGUGCUGCUUUUCUCCUGGCCACUGCUCCAAGACAAUUUCAGGCUAUUUAGGUUAAAAAAAAUUAAAAAUAAUGUAUUCUUGGCCUUGAGGCGAUCGGCUCCUCCGGGGCCUGAGCUGCCCCUAAUCCGGGACGAUAACCGGGCGGCGGCCGGAGGGGAUUGACCCGUUAAUCGACGUUAC
This is a messenger RNA of Passer domesticus (house sparrow), 1810 nucleotides long. It is a transcript of the gene GNGT2, whose product is annotated as G protein subunit gamma transducin 2. The record is from RefSeq and is a predicted model, not a curated record. The transcript has 3 exons. Lineage: Eukaryota; Metazoa; Chordata; Aves; Passeriformes; Passeridae. Gene Ontology annotation, molecular function: G-protein beta-subunit binding. Gene Ontology annotation, biological process: G protein-coupled receptor signaling pathway. Gene Ontology annotation, cellular component: heterotrimeric G-protein complex. Bases 161 to 370 code for a protein of 69 amino acids.